Messenger RNA from Daldinia caldariorum, 5525 nucleotides. RefSeq names its product beta and beta-prime subunits of DNA dependent RNA-polymerase. The record is from RefSeq and is a predicted model, not a curated record. Gene Ontology annotation, cellular component: RNA polymerase II, core complex. Gene Ontology annotation, molecular function: DNA binding. Lineage: Eukaryota; Fungi; Ascomycota; Sordariomycetes; Xylariales; Hypoxylaceae. Gene Ontology annotation, biological process: transcription by RNA polymerase II. The transcript has 4 exons. The coding region runs from base 155 to 5404 and encodes 1749 amino acids.
AUUCACCAUACCUUCAUUUCGACUUACGCCUUUGCAUACCUCGCGCAUCAACUAGGGACCACUCUUUCAACGCGAUCAUCAAAAUUUUUCAUCAAAUAACCAUUUCAAAAAUUAAUUUUUAUCCAUCAACGACUCCAUCAACAAAUCAGUCAAGAUGGCAAAUCUUCAUUUCGCGCAUUCCGAUGCGCCUCUCAAGGAGAUUAAGGAGAUUCAAUUCAGUCUUCUCUCGCCCGAGGAGAUCAAAGGUGCGAGUGUGGCGGCAAUCACUUACCCGGAGACUAUGGAUGAAACCCGGACAAAGCCACGUAUGAAUGGUCUAAACGACCCCCGCCUUGGCUCGGUAGACCGCCAGUUUAAAUGUGCCACUUGUUUAGAGCCUAUGGCCGAAUGCAAUGGGCAUUUUGGCCACAUCGAAUUGGCAACGGCCGUAUAUCACCCGGGUUAUAUCAAGAAAGUCAAGAAGAUACUAGAGAUUGUCUGCCCAUACUGUAGUAAAGUUCUGGAGGACAGAAGCAACCCAGAAUUCCAGGCUGCAGUGAAUAUUCGAGACCCCAAGAAACGCUUCCAGGCCGUUUGGGUCGUCUGCAAAGGCAAGAGAAUUUGCAGUAAUGAGACGCCUAAAGAUGAGGACAAAGAAUACGAGCCAGGUACCAGACCAAGGGCAGAAGGCCACGGUGGUUGCGGAAGUCUCCAGCCUGCAAUUCGACAAACAGCUCUUCAGCUGUGGUCCCACCAAAAGACGGUGAACGAAGAUGGCGUCAAGGCCAACGAGAAGAAGGAACUCAAAGCUACAGAGGUUCUUAAUAUCCUAAAGCGUAUCACCGACGAAGACUGUUGGGACAUGGGCUUGAACACAGAGUAUGCCCGUCCUGAAAACAUGAUUCUUACCGUGUUGCCUGUCCCACCACCUCCAGUUCGUCCUAGUAUUUCUAUGGACGGUACCGGCCAGGGCCUACGAAAUGAAGAUGACUUGACCUACAAGCUGGGUGAUAUUAUCCGUGCCAACGGCAACGUCCGCCAGGCAAUUCAGACAGCUGCACCUGCUCAUAUCCUCGAAGAAUUUCAACAACUCCUUCAGUACCAUGUUGCUACUAUGAUGGAUAAUGACAUAGCUGGUCAGCCUCAAGCUCUCCAGAAGAGCGGUCGUCCAGUCAAGUCUAUCCGAGCACGUUUAAAGGGAAAGGAAGGUCGGUUGCGUGGUAACUUGAUGGGAAAGCGUGUCGAUUUCUCGGCCCGUACUGUUAUUACCGGCGACGCGAAUAUUUCACUUGAUGAAGUGGGCGUUCCGAAGAGUAUUGCGCGAACGCUGACAUAUCCCGAGACUGUCACGCCGUACAACAUCUCUCGCCUCCACAAGCUUGUCCAAAACGGACCUAACGAGCAUCCUGGCGCCAAGUACGUUGUCCGGACAGAUGGGUCACGAAUUGACCUUCGACAUCAUAAGCGUGCCGGUCAAAUUAAUCUCGAAUAUGGUUGGAAAGUUGAGCGGCAUCUUCAGGACGGUGAUUAUAUCAUAUUCAAUCGUCAACCAUCCCUGCACAAGGAGUCGAUGAUGGGUCACAGAGUCAAGGUCAUGCCUUAUUCCACUUUCCGUCUUAAUCUGUCCGUCACUUCACCUUACAACGCCGAUUUCGAUGGUGAUGAGAUGAAUCUGCACGUCCCACAAACUGAGGAAACGCGGGCUGAGAUUCGCGAGCUUUGCAUGGUGCCCCUCAACAUUGUUUCACCCCAGCGUAAUGGUCCAUUGAUGGGUAUUGUCCAGGACACAUUGGCUGGUGUAUACAAGAUGUGCCGCCGAGACGUGUUCUUGACAAAAGAGGAGGUCUAUAAUACCAUGUUAUGGGUGCCUGACUGGGAUGGAGUUAUUCCCCAGCCUGCGAUUCUCAGGCCGAGGCCGCGCUGGACGGGAAAGCAGAUUGUCAGCAUGAUCAUCCCGAAAGAGAUCAGUCUUUAUACCAAGCCCCAAAGUGGCCCGUGGCUCCCAUUAGUAGAUGAUGGACUGCUUGUCCAAUCUGGACAAUUGCUCUUUGGUCUACUUACUAAGAAGAAUGUCGGUGCCUCUAGCGGUGGCAUUAUUCACCUUUGUUACAAUGAGCUUGGUCCUGAAGGUGCGAUGGCUUUUCUUAACGGGUGCCAGCGCGUUGUGAACUACUGGCUCUUGCAUAACGGCCACAGUAUCGGUAUUGGUGACACAAUCCCUGAUAAAGCAACCAUCGAGAAGGUUCAGGUUCAUAUCGAUGAGUCGAAGGCGGAGGUCGCCCAGUUGACAGCGCAAGCAACAGCAAAUGAGCUCGAAGCUCUUCCUGGUAUGAACGUCCGAGAAACUUUCGAAAGCAAGGUUUCUAAGGCCCUCAACUCCGCCCGUGAUAAGGCGGGUACCACCACUGAGAACAGUCUUAAGGAUAUCAACAACGCUGUCGUCAUGGCCCGUUCUGGUUCGAAGGGUUCUUCCAUCAACAUCUCACAAAUGACUGCCCUUGUCGGUCAACAGAUCGUUGAAGGAAAGCGUAUCCCCUUCGGUUUCAAAUAUCGAACUUUGCCGCACUUCACCAAGGACGACUACUCUCCAGAAGCCCGUGGAUUCGUUGAAAACUCGUAUCUACGUGGUCUGACCCCUUCGGAGUUUUUCUUCCACGCCAUGGCUGGUCGUGAAGGUCUUAUUGAUACCGCUGUGAAAACCGCUGAGACCGGUUAUAUCCAGCGUCGUCUCGUCAAGGCCCUAGAAGAUGUUUCUGCCCGAUACGAUGGCACAGUUCGUAAUUCUCUUGGCGACAUUAUUCAGUUUAUUUACGGCGAAGAUGGUCUUGAUGCUAUGCACAUUGAGAAGCAGCCAAUGGAUCACUGGGUCAUCAGGGACGCCGAUUUUGAGGAGCGAUAUCGUAUUGACGUCAUGGAGGGUCUUCAGCCGCGUGUGCUCGAUGCUCUGGAAUAUGGGCAAGACCUUAUCGGCGAUGCACAUGUUCAGGAACUUUUAGAUAUGGAGUGGGAAGCCAUCUGCAAAGACCGCGAGUACCUUCGAGAUUUGAAGAAGGGUUCUGAGAAGCUCGAAGAAUCAUUCCAGCUUCCGUUGAACACUGGCCGUCUCAUUGAAUCAUCCAAGAAGCUACUCAAAGUUGACGACGCGCGACGAAGCAAUCUUUCUCCACAGGACGUCAUUCCUGCUGUGAGGGAUUUGUUGGCCCGAAUGGUUGUGGUUCGCGGGUCUGAUGACGUGUCCAGAGAAGCUGAUGAAAACUCGACAAGACUAUUCAAGGCGUUGCUCCGUUCGCGAUUGGCAUACAAACGUCUUGCGGUGCACCACCGCCUAGAUAAAUUGGCCUUCCGUCACGUCAUUGGCGAAUUAGAAAACCGAUGGUCUAGGGCAAUGGUAAAUCCUGGUGAGAUGGUUGGUGUGUUAGCUGCGCAAUCAAUUGGUGAGCCUGCAACGCAGAUGACCCUGAACACCUUCCACUUCACGGGUAUUUCCUCAAAGAACGUCACACUGGGUGUGCCUCGUCUCAAGGAAAUUCUCAAUGUUGCUAGCAAUAUCAAGACGCCUUCGAUGAUGGUCUAUCUCGAUGGCAACACCUCCCAGGACCAUGCAAAGAAACUUCGUAGCGCGGUUGAGCACACUAACCUCCGCUCUGUCACGGCAAUGACUGAGAUCUACUAUGAUCCGGAUAUCGAGUCGACACAGAUCGAGCAAGAUGACGAUUUUAUAACAUCGUACUUCAUGCUACCCGAUGACAGCCAGCCUCCUGUUGAAAAGCAGUCCCGGUGGCUGCUCCGUUUCGUCUUGGAUCGGCAGAAGAUGCUAGACAAGGGUCUCACUGUGGAGGAUGUGGCUAUCCGCCUUAGAGAGGAAUACCCUACCGACUUGGCUGUCAUUUGCAGUGACAAUAACGCAGAUCAACAAGUGAUCCGUAUUCGUCCAAUGCCGGAAGAUAAGGAUGAUCCUGACAAGAGUAUCGAAGACGAUGUGAUGCUGAAGCGGCUGGGCGAGCAUCUUCUAGAAAAUCUUACGCUCCGCGGAAUCAAGGGUAUUGAACGUGCUUUCUUGAACAAGGGAACCAAGAUUGCCAUUGACAAGAGCGGUGCCCUGAUCCAAUCCAAAGAUAACCCCUUGUGCGAAGAAUGGUACCUCGACACCACUGGUACAGCUCUGCGAGAGGUUUUGGCGGUUCCUGGAGUGGACGCCAAGCGUACUAUUACCAACGACCUAUGGCAGACCGUUGAAGUCUUCGGUAUCGAGGCUGCUCGACUUGCCCUUCUCAACGAAUUGCGACGAGUGCUGGCAUUUGACGGUUCAUAUGUCAACGAACGACAUCUUUCUCUAUUAGUCGAUGUAAUGACGUACAGAGGCAGCAUUGCUGCGGUUACCCGUCACGGCAUUAAUAGGGCGGAUACCGGCGCAUUGAUGAGGUGUUCCUUUGAGGAGACCGUCGAGAUUUUAUUGGAGGCUGCUGCCAUGGGCGAAGUUGAUGACUGCAGGGGUAUCUCGCAAAACGUUAUGCUUGGUCAACUUGCUCCUAUGGGCACAGGCCACCUUGACGUUUUCCUAGAUCCCAAGAUGCUUGAAACUGUCAUUUCAGAUAACUCCAGGAUGGGUUUGAUGCCUGGAAUGACGGUCAAGGGAGGUUCGGUCGAAGGAGCUGCAACCCCAUACGAUACAGGUUCGCCAAUGGCAGAUUCUGGUUACGGGAUAUCCCUUGCGUCUCCAUCCAUGGGCAUGGGUAAUUUCUCACCGAUUGUUGGGGCUGGGUCCGACUCGCCUUCGGGCUUCGGAACGGAAUACGGAGGAUUUGGAAGUGCAAGCCCGUAUGGAGGACGAAGCGCUGGAGCUACGAGUCCGUUCUCCGGUGGUGCUUCUCCAUCUUCUCCGUUCAGCAGCUAUGGUGCUGGAGGUUACUCGCCAAGCUCACCUAGCGGUAGCUAUUCGCCAGCAUCACCAAUGAUUGGAGGCCAAUACAAUAGCUCACCACGUUUCAGUCCAUCGUCUCCAUCCUUUUCUCCCAGUUCACCGCAGUUCAGAGGUGCAAGCCCGUCGAGCCCGAACUACAGUCCUACAUCACCUGUCUACUCUCCUACGUCACCAACAUCUCCGAGACAUUACUCUCCAUCUUCGCCUAAUAUGAACUCGCCCACGUCACCGAGUUACUCGCCGACAAGUCCGGCUUAUAGCCCUACGUCUCCUCAUCAUGCGGGUACUACUUCACCUAGCUAUUCUCCGGUGUCGCCAAAUUAUUCGCCCACGUCCCCGACAGGUUAUUCUCCGACGAGCCCGCUUCAUAGAGCUCCAGGAGCGCAGCAGUCUCCAACGAGUCCCAAAUACUCGCCUACGUCUCCUCAGUAUUCUCCUAGAACUCCUGGCGCCGGCGGGAACACCAGCCCCAAGUAUUCUCCCACCUCCCCCAAGGGUGAUUAAGUCACUAAAGCAUAAUAUACACCCAAGGCGUCUUGCGUAUCUUUAUACAUCUGCAUUUUAGGGGGUUCUCUUGUUCGCCGGUUCUAUUCUUUUUUUGGCGGCUCUGGUAGAUGAUACUACG